AUGGCACCCAAAAAACCUACUACCAAGACUACAAGUAAGGGCAAGAAACCCGUGACUAGCAAGAGCAAGGAGAAACCGACUAUCAAAGCCGCUGUUAAGAAAACAGCAGCAAAAAAGGAGGAACCUUCUUCCAAGAGUUACAGAGAGUUGAUCGUAGAAGGGCUCACGGCUUUGAAGGAGCGUAAGGGAUCCAGUCGUCCUGCACUCAAAAAGUUUAUCAAGGAGAACUACCCUAUCGUUGGGUCAACAAGCAAUUUUGAUUUGUACUUCAACAAUGCGAUCAAGAAAGGUGUGGAAGUCGGUGAUUUUGAACAGCCAAAGGGCCCCGCUGGGACUUUGAAGCUGGUUAAAAAGAAAUCUCCAGAGUCGAAGAAAUCUCCAGAGCCAAAGAAAGAGACCAGCCCUAAACCUAAGCAAGCCGCUACUUCCGUAAGUACGGCUACAUCAAAGGCAAAGGUCGCAGCUACAAAACCAACGCCAAAGAAAGUAGUGAAAAAAAAAUCGCCUACCGUUACCGCCAAGAAGGCCUCUUCGCCUUCUUCACUGACCUAUAAAGAAAUGAUCCUAAAGAGCAUGCCAGAACUUAAUGAUGGUAAAGGCUCCAGUCGUAUUGUCCUGAAAAAGUAUGUCAAAGACACCUUUUCAUCAAAGUUAAAAACAAGCUCGAAUUUUGACUAUUUGUUUAAUAGUGCUAUCAAGAAAUGUGUUGAAAAUGGCGAACUGGUGCAACCAAAGGGCCCCUCAGGCAUUAUUAAACUAAAUAAGAAAAAGGUCAAACUCUCCACCUAA
Saccharomyces mikatae IFO 1815 is the source of this 789-nucleotide messenger RNA. It is a transcript of the gene HHO1, whose product is annotated as histone H1. The record is from RefSeq and is a predicted model, not a curated record. Gene Ontology annotation, biological process: chromosome condensation; nucleosome assembly; negative regulation of DNA recombination. Gene Ontology annotation, cellular component: nucleus; nucleosome. The coding region runs from base 1 to 789 and encodes 262 amino acids. Gene Ontology annotation, molecular function: structural constituent of chromatin; nucleosomal DNA binding; double-stranded DNA binding. Lineage: Eukaryota; Fungi; Ascomycota; Saccharomycetes; Saccharomycetales; Saccharomycetaceae. The transcript has a single exon.